Molecule: messenger RNA, 1711 nt
Organism: Impatiens glandulifera
Lineage: Eukaryota; Viridiplantae; Streptophyta; Magnoliopsida; Ericales; Balsaminaceae
Product: APO protein 1, chloroplastic
Exons: 5
Coding region: 311-1645 (444 amino acids)
Molecular function (GO): RNA binding
Source: RefSeq, a predicted model, not a curated record
CGAAAGAAGAAGAAAAGAGAGUGGCUACUGAAGAGUGAAGACGAAGGAACUCCGUUCGAUCCUUGCCCAAACGCUGUCCGUUGAAGAAACAGUGAAGAUUCAUGGCUCAUUGAGACGCCUCCUUCCUCAAGCAGAGAGAGAGAGGACCGGAUUUGAGCCCUAAUUUCUCUAAUUAUCUCUUCUCUGUUUCGUUUCAAUCCGAAUUCAAACCAACCGGAGCAAGACAAUCCGGACUGGUAGUAGCGCCGUAGCGAGAAUUGCAGCCGCAAGAAAUCCGUGAAGAGCAUAACCAGCGAUCUAUACCCAAGAUAUGCUGCAAACUUUUUCAGCAUUAUCUAUUUCAGGAGCUAGUUGUUCUCAAAUUGAUGUUCGCCUUGGCCUGGUUGAAACUAAGAAGGACAAUCUGCCAGCAUUAAAGUCUUAUUCCCUUGCAUUUCAGUUUAAGCAUACUGAAAUUCAAAAGAAUGGUCGGACAAAACUAGGAAUCUGUUGCUGCAGUGAACAGGGACCCUCCAAGAGACGCCACUUCAAGAAACAAGAAGAACCUACUCAAAAUGUUGAUCUUCCUCCCAUAUUGCCAAAGAGAAAGAAAAAACCUUUCCCAAUGCCUCUGAAGACAAUAUUGCAGAAUGCAAGGAAUGACAGAAAGCUUGCUCAUAUGGGCAUAGAGAAGACACUUGAAGCACCAAAAAAUGGAAUUCUUGUCCCUGAUCUAGUUCCAGUUGCAUAUGAAUUAUUAAAUUCCUGGACCAUUUUGAUCAAAGGAGUGGCGCAACUGUUGCAUGUUAUACCAGUCCAUGCUUGCAGUGAGUGCUCGGCAGUUCAUGUGAGCAAGACUGGUCACGAUAUCCAAGACUGCCAUGGUCAAACAAGCUCGAAUCGAAGGGGCUUCCAUUCAUGGAUAAAAGGAUCGAUUAACGACAUUCUCAUCCCAAUCGAGUCAUACCAUCUAUACGACCCUUUUGGCCCCCGCAUUAGACAUGAUACCAGGUUUAAUUACGACAGAAUACCCGCAUUGGUUGAGCUAUGCAUUCAAGCAGGUGUGGAAUUACCUGAAUACCCUUCAAGACGUCGAACUGAUCCCAUAAGAAUGAUUGGCAGGAAAAUAAUCGAUCGAGGAGGGUUUCUCGACGAGCCAAAAAGGCAGCAAACAUUGAAUUCUUCUCUCAUGGAGUUCGACACUCACAGAGCGUUUGAACGAUUUCCAGCUCCAAAUUCGGAGGAGGAAGUUCCUCAAAUUGCAGAGAAAACACUUAAGGCUUACGACAAGGUAAAGUGGGGAGUAUCAAAAUUAAUGAACAAAAUGUACACGGUGAAGGCGUGUGGGUAUUGCUCGGAGAUCCAUGUGGGGCCUUGGGGACAUAAUGCGAAACUUUGCGGGGAAUUUAAACAUCAAUGGAGAGAUGGGAAACAUGGUUGGCAAGAUGCGACUGUGGAUGAGGUUUUUCCUCCGAAUUAUGUGUGGCAUGUUCGAAAUCCAGAUGGCCCGCCUUUGAAGAGUACUUUUAAGAGGUUUUAUGGGAAGGCACCGGCUGUGGUUGAAUUGUGUACGCAGGCAGGCGCUAAAGUUCCGCUCAAGUACAAAUCUAUGAUGAGGCUCGACAUCGUGCUUCCAGAUGGAGAAGAAGCUUUCUCGGUUGUUUGAUAUGAUAAAAUUAUAAAUAAACAUGGGUUUUCUACUUAUCAAGAAAUGGUUAUCCCUGUUUAUGUC